AUAUGCUGCAUCCAUGUGCGUGACCGCGUAGAAACCUCACUCGAACAUUACAAUUUAAUAUUUUUAUUCCACUCGUUGAAAGACAAACAUGAAUAUACAUUUUGUAUAACAUUAAGUCCAAUUGAAUUGAACAAAUUUUAUUUAGUCUUUCGCUUACUCAGUUGCAAAUGCAUAAUUAAUUUUUCUGGAAGACAUCUAUUGGGCAAGAUGGAUAUUGAUGAUGUCCUUGUGACCGUUGGUAUGGGCAGAUAUCAAAUAAUGGGAUGUUUUCUGUUUGGUAUAGUACUCCUGAUGUCCAACGUAUCUCCUGUAGCAUACAUUUUCACUGCUGGCGAUCUGAAAUACAGGUGUCAGGUACCAGGUUGUGAUGACACUUCGGGGCAAACUGAAUUGGUCUACGAACCAGAAUGGUUGAAAUAUACUACACCUUAUAGAGAACAAAAUAGUCAUCCUUAUAAAUGUCGCCGAUAUAGUAGGGUUAGUUAUGAAAAUGAAACGGAAGGAAAUCAGUGUAUUCCAUCAAAUUAUGACCAAAAUUCUAUGGAAUCAUGUCGCAAUGGCAAUUGGGUUUUCCAAGACUAUGAAAACACUAUAGGGACAGAGUUUGGGUUGAUGUGCGAAGACAACAAAUGGAAACUAUCUAUGGUAGGAACACUAAACAACUUUGGACAAUUUGUAGGUCUACCUCUAUCGGGUGUAAUUGCAGACAAAUAUGGCCGCAAGUUUUCUAUGAUAUUUGGUAUUGUCAUGACUUGUGUUUUAAGUUUUGCCCAAUCAUUUUCUGUGAAUUAUACAAUGUUUCUAAUUCUAGAAUUUUUAUCUUCUUUACUAUCAAGUGGAAUAUAUUCCAUAACUUUUGUGUUGGCUAUGGAGUUGGUUUUGCCAAAACAAAGAGUAUUAUUUUAUUCUAUAUUGGAGUUAUUUUUUCCAUUUGGAGGAAUCUUACUAGCAUUUGUCGCCAAACAAGUCAAAGAUUGGAGACUACUGUUACGAAUUUGUAAUAUUCCUGGGUUACUCUUUUUAUCUUACUUUUGGUUAACCGAAGAAUCUAUGAGAUGGCUUGAUACGCAGGGCAAAAAAGAUCAGGUCGUGAAAAUUCUCAAAAAAAUUGCAAAAUUCAAUAAUAAACCUUUACCUGAUCUUACUGAUUUGCAACUAGAGAGUACAAAUUACAAAAAUGACGUCGAUUCAAAGUCUAGUAUACUAAAAGAUAUAAUUCGCUCUCCAACGAUUUUAUUUAGAACUGUUCGGUGUUCUAUCGUCUGGAUAGGAAUAACUCUUGUUUAUUAUGGAUUGUCAAUAAAUGCAACUGACAUUGCCGGGGACAAGUACAUUAAUUUUAUGCUCGUGACAUUUAUAGAAUUACCUGCAUGUUUAAUUUAUUGGCUUGUUACUGAAGGAAUGACUAGGAAAAUGUCAUUGGCUACUACGUGUUUGCUAAGUGGAGUUACCUGUGUAUUAUACAAUAUGACUCCAGUUGAUUACGUGGGAGUGAAGUUAUCCAUUUUUUUGAUCAGUAAAUUGGCUAUUUCAGUAGCAUUUAGUGUUGUAUAUAUGUUAACAGUGGAAAUAUUUCCUACGAAUAUGCGAGCUAUUCUUUUGUCAUUGUGCUCAAUGCUUGGACGAUUCGGUUCCAUGUUGGCACCCCAAACUACACUUUUAGCGGAAUAUUACGGAGAAUGUGUGACUAUGUUAUUGUUUGGAGUGACAUCGUUUAUAGCAGCUGCUAUCACCAUGACAUUACCAGAGAGUAAGAAUAUAAAAUUGCCUAACACUGUUGAUCAAGCAGAACAGAUUGGCCAAUCAAUGAAAUCAGAAGAAAUUGUAGAGUAAAAAUAAGAACGGAAUGAAAGUUUAAUCUCAGUAUUUUAUUAUAUGCGGACAAGAAUGAUUUUGAUUAAUUAUAAGCUAUCAAGUGGCAAUAAUUUUAUAAUUUAAUACUUCUUAUAACAUUGUCCACUUUCAUACUUAAUAAUUAUCAUAAUUAAAUUUUGUGUAAGUUUUUGUAUCAAGUUAUUUUGUAAACAAUAUUUAAAUAAUAUGAUUCUAAUACUCUUCAAAUACGAGUCAAUUUUUAAGCUAUUUCAUCAAGACCAAUAAAAUCAUCAAAUCAACGACUGUUUGCUUCAGUUGUAUUUGUUUCAACCAUUAACAACUUAAAUUUUUUAAAUAAUUUUAAAGUAAAUUUGUUGUAAAUACAUUAAAAUUGUACUGGCAAAAUAAAUUACUUAUAUGAAUAUAAAA
Messenger RNA from Daktulosphaira vitifoliae (grape phylloxera), 2244 nucleotides. Its product is annotated as solute carrier family 22 member 21-like. Gene Ontology annotation, biological process: transmembrane transport. The transcript is spliced from 11 exons. Lineage: Eukaryota; Metazoa; Arthropoda; Insecta; Hemiptera; Phylloxeridae. Gene Ontology annotation, molecular function: transmembrane transporter activity. Gene Ontology annotation, cellular component: membrane. The coding region runs from base 208 to 1833 and encodes 541 amino acids. The record is from RefSeq and is a predicted model, not a curated record.